AAUAAAAUGUCACACACAUGAAUGAACAAUCGAUUCGUAAACCUCUGCUUGAAUUAAUGUCCGAGCACAUAAAGAAUGCAUGUUUCAAGAUUUGGCUAACCUAAAAUCUAACGCGUCUCUGUUUUUUUUUAUGCAAAGUCCAAAGUGGACGUAAACUUCAUGUCGAUGGCGAUCAAUGAGUGUUAAAAGUUUUGGAGCACGUAUUAAGUUGUUGGAGAAAUCGUGAAAAGAAAAGUGAAUAAACAUAUUAUAAUUUCCAUGAAUUUUCAUCGCUGAUAAAUUUGUUGUGCAGUGAUUUUGAAUAAAUAUUAAAUAAAAUAAAAGUUAGGUUAUACAUUAGGUUAAGAAAUCAAAUACGAUUAUAUAUACUUAUAUGCAUUUAUGAAAGAAAAUAUUAAGGCAAAAGUUGUAAUUCAUAAUAUUAUGUUUAAAUUAAUUUUAAAUUCACUUGUUUUAAUUUAUUAACAACUUUGAUUACCAAUAUAGCAUAUUGUUACGACAAUAUAACACAUUCACAUUUUCUAAUUUUAAUUUAGAUAUAUUAGUAUAUAAAUUGGAUUGUUGUAAAAACAGUAAAUUGUACAAAUAAAAUAUAAUCGGGUAUUUGCAAUUUUGCUAUAUAUGACGUUAAUAAUGAUAGUUUAUCGCAAGUCUUAAACAUAUGGGAGAGGCAUUCAAUGAUAGCUUAGAAAAGUUGCGCAAGAGAAGUCGAACAUUAUUAGCACAUGUUGAUGAAAAUUCUAAACGGAUUGAUGCUGAAGUGAAGAAAUUACGUUCGAAAACAUUAUCUUUGAUAAAUUGCUGUAAUCAUAUGAGUCAAGGCAGUAUAAGAAGAAAUACUAAUUUAUGGAAAUUGCGCAAUGAUUCAAGCGAAAUUAAUGCUGUUUUAAAUCCAGAUUACUUUUGUGUCAGUCCUAAACGUACAACUAUGUCAGUGCCAAACACGACGUUGCCUGGAAAACUAACACUAACAUCUAAAAAACCGCAAGAACAAUUUGCACCUAGAAAACCAGUAAAAGAAUGUUAUUGUAAUUAUGAAGGGAAUAAGAAACACAUAAAAUCAUCAUUGAACUCUCAACGCAAACCUGCCUUGCCUUGCCAUCAUUGUAAAAGCCAACUUGAAUUUAAAUUAAUAAGAGAAACUGAAGAUAAGCUUGCACUAACUUCGCCAAUUAGCUGUGAAACAUUCAGGAGAGUUAAAAAGAUCGAUUACACGCCUAGAUCUCAAUUCCUUCGCAAUGUACAGAACAAAAUCUGCAAAUUACAAACUGGAGGUGAGGGAGAUUGCUUGCGAACAUGUCCGCGAUUGUCCAAUUAUCACAGAUUUAUGACAAGCCCGAAGAUGCAAGAUACCAUUCUUGACGAAAAACUAACAUUGCCAGAUGAACACAAGCAUGUCGAUAAGAAGCAAUCAUUUCCAGCAUCCCUAAGAACGCCUGUAAAUUCACUGGCGAGCGAACGAAGCGAAUUCGACGAUGUCGCCUGCACUUUGAGCAAAGGAAUUCGAGUGUCUUCGCGAAAGUUGUCGAAGUCAACAUUACGAAAGACUAUUAGAUCUAAGAGGCAAAUACCAAAGUCAAGCGAAAGACCUACCUCGAAAUCGCCGACACGAAGUAAAAGAACAACGCAAUUGCGCAAACAAGAUUGUCCUUGCUGUUGCAGGAACGAACCGAGCAGGGCCGUGAAAUUUGACAAAGAUGAACAUGUACGAAUGUACAGUUUGCCGGAAUAUUGCGAGCAAAGAGACCGGUGCUUGAAGCAUGAUGAUGGUUUUGCAACUGAUUCUGUGGACCAAGAUGUAGAAGGUUUGAGAAAAUUUCGAGAGCAGAAUUAUUUCGAAACGCAUGGCUCGAGUUAUACAUUGACGUCGUCUAGAUCGUCGGGAUCUUUGCAACAGUAUCUGCUGAACGAACGUCUUUUUCCGGAGUCGGUAGGCAAGAUUCAUAAGCAAGAUUUGAUGGUGACGAUGCCGCUGUGUGCGACGGUGCAGAAAAAGCGCAUCCAUUACUUUCCUAAAUACGUGGUGCGACAAGAAAAGAAUGCCUGCAAUACCAAUUAUAGGCGUAAACGGUGCCAAAGCUGUCCUCUCACCGGUCAUGCCAUUGAUCUUGGAGUCCUGAAGGCCAGACCGCCGCUAAAUAGCUUGGCGCUCAAAUAUCAGAAAAGAGUUCCUUGAAACAAUGGCAGCAAACACAGACAUGCAUAUUCUAAAAUCUUGUUUUUUAUAUUUUUAUUAUAUAUUCUUAAAUCCAUAUAUAGAACAGAAUAGCUUUUUUAUCUCAAAGAUUUGAAAAUGUAAAUUUUAACACUGAUUGUGUCACAAUAUUUAUAGGUGUAUUCUCUUUUGUGCUAUAUAUAAAAUUUAUCUACAAUUCAUGAAUUGAUGUAAAAAAACAAGGAAAUAAAUCAUAUUAUAUCUCUGCAAAU
Formica exsecta is the source of this 2427-nucleotide messenger RNA. RefSeq lists its product as uncharacterized. The record is from RefSeq and is a predicted model, not a curated record. NCBI's taxonomy places the organism in Eukaryota, Metazoa, Arthropoda, Insecta, Hymenoptera, Formicidae. The transcript has 2 exons. Bases 662 to 2176 code for a protein of 504 amino acids.